Messenger RNA from Bursaphelenchus okinawaensis, 872 nucleotides. The record is from the annotation of a GenBank genome assembly. Lineage: Eukaryota; Metazoa; Nematoda; Chromadorea; Rhabditida; Aphelenchoididae.
AUGUCGUCAACAAACAACCCGACACCUUCGAUUUCUGCUCCAGCCACUAAUAAUGAGAGAAAUCCCAAACCUUUCCAUUGGCCAUUUGAAAACAGAGAAUAUGAUUUCAGUAGACUCAAAGAUGGUUACGAUGUAUUGUAUAAGAAACUUGUUGACUACACAGAAAAAAUAAUUGAAAACGGACAAUCGCUAACAUUGCGUAAGUUUAUUGUAGUUAAAAAUUCCUUAGUUUUUUCUAAUAAUAUUUACAAAAAUUGUUUUAUUAAUAAGUAAAUAGACCAUUUUUUGUUAACAAAUUGUAAAACAUUUGUUUAAAAAUAAAAAUUUUAAAAUUAUUAGAAGAAGCAGGGCAGAACAAUUGGACCCGCCGUUCCCCCUUUACGAGCCUGCACUGUUUUUUAUUAUAAUGUUAUAAAAAUUUUAACGUUAAUACAGCAAUACAAUUUCAGAAAAAAAAUGGGACAUGUACAGGCUUUCAGAAAUAGUUUGCUUUGCAAACAGGUAAGUGUUAGAGUGUUUACUACAAUAAAACUCAGAAUAGUGUUGUUUUUACAUUUAAAAGAAAUAUUUUACUAAAAGCGCAUUUUUCUUUUCUUGAAAAAUUCAUCUAUUACAAUUUUAGGAACGCGGCAGAUAUGAUUGUACUAACCUACCAUACAAUCGUAUUCAAAAAUUCGACAUGUCAUGUAUGUUUGGAAGAAGAGAGUGUUGAUCCCAUGUAUUGUCUACAAUGUUGUAAAGUCAUUGGUUGUCGAAAAUGCUUAGAAGAAUGGCUAGAAGAAGAACAGAAAAAAACAUUUACAGUAAAAUGUCUGAACUGCCAACGACGUUCUUUUUCGGAGUUUCCUAUGUUUUACCCUGCCAAAUUGUAA